Ectocarpus sp. CCAP 1310/34 is the source of this 1189-nucleotide messenger RNA. NCBI's taxonomy places the organism in Eukaryota, Phaeophyceae, Ectocarpales, Ectocarpaceae. The record is from the annotation of a GenBank genome assembly.
CCUCAAUGCCCAGCAGGGCCUUGCCUUCGUACCGCACCCGUCCAGGCAGUCAUUGUCACCACGAGGGAAACGUUACCAAUUUUCGUCAACAGCGAGGCCCCUCAGGUGUAGCAGUUUCGCUCGUAGCGAUCGUGCGGAGGAGUGGAGAGAGGCAGUUCUGCCGUUCUUACCCCCUGAUCGUUGUCGAACAGCAUCCCCGGCGGAGUCGCUGGGGAGAGGGGAGUGGUUUAAGCUGAUCUGCGGCGCCUCCUUUGAGGCGAGUUGAGUUAUGUGCUCCUGUUGUGGUGCUACAUACUUGAUGUGCAUCAGUUUCGCACCUCUUGCUGAACAGGACCUUCCCGCCAUCCGCGAUCUGUCGCUCGUCUACACUCUGGCUGGCGCGGACUGCAUCGACGUGGCGGCGGAGGAGGCUGUUAUCGAGGCGGCUAGGGAUGGUGUUAUCGCAGCGCUCGGCGUGGCCGAAACCAUCGGCAAGCCGAUGAGGAUGCCGUGGUUGAUGAUGAGCGUCAACGACGACGAGGAAGAUCCGCACUUCCGAAAGGCGGCUUUUGACCCAAACCUUUGCCCGGCCGACUGCCCGAGACCCUGCGAGACAGUCUGCCCCGCGGAUGCGGUGGUGUUUCCAGACUCGGCCCCGCCCCCCGCGCAGAGAGCAGCCAUGGUGGGAGAACUCCUGAGGGCAAGCGCAGGCGGAGGCGUGCUUGGCCCGAGAUGCUACGGCUGCGGGAGGUGCAUCACUGUGUGCCCCCCGGGCAUCAUCAGGGCGGAGAAGUACAAGAGGUCUCCGGGCGUGGUGCGGGAGUUGCUGGAGAAGGUCGACGGCGUGGAGAUACACACCAAGGCGAGCGGAAACUUGGCGAGCUUUCGAGAGCUUUGGGAGGAGUGCGUUGCCGCCGCCGCGUCCCGACCCCAGUUCAGGGUCGUCGCUGUCAGCUUCCCUGACCUCGGUGACGACACGGGGCUAGCGGUGGCGACCAUGGGGGCCGUGAUGGACAGCGAGCCGGCGAUGGAGGGGCGGGGGGGAGGCGAAGAGGGGUCGGAAGCGACAACGGCACAGAAAAGAGGGACAGAAUUUGAGGUUGCUGGGGAAAAGAAGAUUAGGGGCCGAGCUCUCAACGUAUGGCAGGAAAAAUCACACAUGGAAAACGCACUCGAGAUUCGAUUCAGCACCUUGACGAGCCGACAGUAA